Molecule: messenger RNA, 1019 nt
Organism: Caenorhabditis sp. 36 PRJEB53466
Lineage: Eukaryota; Metazoa; Nematoda; Chromadorea; Rhabditida; Rhabditidae
Source: the annotation of a GenBank genome assembly
AUGCAAUCCGCCAUCGGACUUCUUCUGUGAGUCUUUCUUUUAUCAGCGACUAAUAUCUGGAAUAUACUGGCUGACCACUGGCCAUUUUCGUACUACUAUUAGUGUACAAUUUCCAGAUCAUUGAGCACUAGAAUUCCAAAUCCAAUAAAAAAACAAACAUUUCCAGGGUUAUCGCCUCGGUUUCGCAAGCUCAAACACUAUCGGUAAGUCUGAUCAGGACGCCGAGUCUAUCUCAUUCCUACUAUACGAACUUCUACUUUUUGCAGGUUGCCACCAGCUGUGCCGUCCCACCAUGCCCGGUCUAUGAACCUCUUCCAGUUGCCUGUGCGGCUCCUCCGUGUCCUGCUCCAGUGGCCCCUGUUCCGGCUCCAGUGCCAGCAUACAACCCGUACCCAUGUGCCAACCCUCCGUGCAUAGUCGUUGAGCCCACUCCGGUCGCUCCGCUUCCAGCACCGAUCCCCGCUCCGGCGUACAACCCGUAUCCAUGUGCUGCUCCUCCAUGCCCGGCUCCAAUCCUCCCAGAGCCAGUGUACCCGGUGCCAGCUCCUGCUCCGGCCUACCAACCGUACGCCUGCGCGGCUCCGCCAUGCCCAGCUCCAGUUGUUCCUGGGCCAGUGUACCCGGUGCCAGCUCCGACUCCAGUCUACGAGCCAUACGCCUGCGCCGUGCCACCGUGCCCUGCUCCAAUGGCCGCUCCAGUCUACGCUCAGCCAAUUCCAGCCCCGGCCCCAAGAGCAAUUCCUGUCUACGCUGCUCAAGCCUGUGCUCAGCCACCAUGCCCAGCAUACAACCCAUACGGAUACCAAUCGGCUCCAGCCUACGCUCCGGCCUACGCCGGACCAGCCUACGCAGGACCAACUUACGCCGCUCCGGCCUACAACCCGUACGCACAAGUGUUCCGUGCUCCAUUCGCCGCUGCUCCUGCCUACUACCCAUCUCCAUUCCGCAGAGCCAUGCUCCUUUUGGGAUCCAACAAGGGAAAGAAGGUCGCCACAGAGGAGAAGAAGAAGUCCGAGUGA